UUUAUCUUCUUUACCAGGAGAGGAAGGCUAGAAAAGACCAGGAAGACUCGUGUUGGAACAAUUUACCUACACACAUACCUGAGUUGUUCAUGAUGGAGUCUGCUGUUGCUGUACUGGUGUCCCAGUUCAAGGCGUAUGCUGGCAGUGAUGGUUCCUCUGACACACUGAGCAGAGACGAGUUCCACAGACUGGUCACGUCGGAGCUCCCCAACAUGGUCAAGAAUGCUGGUGACCCUGCUGUUGUUGACCAACUUAUGAGCUCAUUGGACAAGGACAAUGAUGGAGAGCUCAGCUUCCUGGAGUUCUGGCAGCUGAUUGGACAUCUUGCGAGCAAGCAUGGGGGGUUCAGCCAAUAGAGUGCCCCCAGAUACUCUGUAACAGUUCCACGUGUGUUAACUGAUUUGCAGUCAUACAGUUACGAGAAAAAAAUGGGAAAUCAGCCAAAUGGAAAACACCCUAAAGUUUGUUUCAACUGCACACUGUGUUUUUAUCAGUGGUCUGCUUUUCUUUUCACCCUGUUCUCUCAGCAGCUGCUGCCAAACUGGCACACACACUGUCACAGAAUACUAUUGAAAGAUUUCAGCAGUUUUAAAACCAGCCCAGUCUGUUUCAUACCCCCCCCCCCACACACACACACACACACACACACAUACACACACUCACACACAUACACACACUCACAGCUGCUUGUGCUUACAGGUCUGUGAGGGUGUUGUAGAAUGGGAAUGCAUUGUCUGAAAGCUGAGAAUGUGUGUAUAAGCAUUAUGUGUUCUUGGCUUGUCUGACUCUUGGAAACAGGCCUCUUGGUGUUUGUCAUCUCUCUCCAGGACACAAACAGAGGUGUGGUGUUGGCAGAACAAAAUUUGCUUUAGUAAGGCUGGAAAUAAAGUGUAAAUGAAAUGUAAA
Molecule: messenger RNA, 906 nt
Organism: Seriola dumerili (greater amberjack)
Lineage: Eukaryota; Metazoa; Chordata; Actinopteri; Carangiformes; Carangidae
Product: protein S100-A11-like
Exons: 3
Coding region: 90-356 (88 amino acids)
Cellular component (GO): perinuclear region of cytoplasm
Molecular function (GO): transition metal ion binding; calcium ion binding
Source: RefSeq, a predicted model, not a curated record